AUGGCUUCUCAGACCACAGAAAUCUCGAUGUCGCGAUCCCCAGAUCCGGCACUCGACCCCGCUCACCAGCACCGCCAUCCGCACCGUCACCAUUCCACAGUCUCAGAGAAGAGCUGCGAGGAUGAUAUCGUUUACACCAAGGGCUUUGAUGAAUCCAAUAUUCUGGAACCGAGUCCUCUGGAUCAUGGCUGCCAGAACCCGUCGGACACGCAUCCAACUGAGGAUAUUGAGGCAGGGCAGGUAGAGGUGGAUGAGGAGAAGAAGAACAUAUUCAGCCGCACCUGGAUACGAUACAGACCUCAAGUGAACAUCGCGAUCCAUGCUGCGCUAUGGAUCUUGUUUACUGGCUGGUGGAUUGCUGGCCUGAUUCUUCGUCGCAAGGAGCUGGGGUGGGUGGUGCCUUUCCUAGUCUACCUGGCAAUAUCGCUACGGUUGCUCUUUUUCUAUGUCCCUAUCUCUGUUGUUACCAGGCCGAUGCGUUGGGUUUGGCGCCAUACUGCAACAACAUUCGUUGCCUUUAUCCCUGAGAAAUUCAGGACUCCACUGGGCGCUCUAGUGGUGAUUGCGGUAUUUCUCGUGGGAUCUUUCGCUUCCGAAGAAUCCGCGGAUAAUAACAAAGAAAACCGUGCCGUCAGCCUCUUUGGACUGGUGGUGCUCAUGUUCACACUAUGGGCUACAUCGAACAACCGCAAGAAGAUAGUAUGGCGCACUGUCCUUGUUGGCAUGUUGGUGCAAUUCCUCAUGGCUCUUUUUGUCUUGCGAACCAAGGCUGGAUAUGAUAUGUUCAGUUUCAUCUCGAGCUUAGCGACGGCCCUACUUGGUUUUGCAGGUCAAGGAACAGCGUUUCUUACAGCAGCUUCGGUUACGAAAAACAUCCAUUGGUUCCUGGUCACUGUUAUCCCUUCUAUCAUUUUCUUCGUCUCCCUGGUACAGCUGUUCUAUUACAUCGGAUUUAUUCAGUGGUUCAUCGGCAAGUUUGCCACAUUUUUCUUCUGGUCCAUGCGAGUAUCUGGCGCGGAAGCUAUUGUGGCAGCCGCGUCUCCCUUCAUCGGCCAAGGAGAGUCUGCCAUGUUGAUUCGCCCAUUUAUUAAUCACCUUACGAUGGCUGAAAUUCACCAAAUUAUGUGUUCGGGGUUUGCCACAAUUGCCGGAAGCGUCCUCAUUGCUUACAUCGGUAUCGGUGUCAACCCUCAAGCCCUAAUGUCGUCCUGUGUGAUGAGUAUCCCUGCCUCCCUGGCGGUUUCUAAAAUGAGAUAUCCCGAAACCGAGGAAACGUUGACUGCCGGUCGUGUGGUCAUCCCUGAUGACGACGAACAUCGUGCCUCCAACGCCCUACACGCAUUUGCGAACGGUGCAUGGCUGGGUCUGAAAAUUGGAGCUGUGAUUAUGGCUACCCUUCUCUGUAUCAUCUCCCUGGUUGGUUUGGUCAAUGAUCUCCUAACCUGGUGGGGCCAUUACCUCAAUAUCAACGAUCCUCCUCUAACCCUCCAGAUGAUCAUGGGCUAUUUAUGUUACCCGAUCUCUUUCUUGCUCGGAGUAUCCCGCGGCAAUGACGAUAUCUAUAAAGUCGCCAAGCUAAUCGGGUUGAAGCUCAUUACUAAUGAAUUCGUCGCCUACGACCAGCUGCAGAACAAUGUAUACUACGCUGACCUUACCCCUCGCUCCCGUCUUAUCGCCACUUACGCCCUGUGCGGUUUCGCAAACAUCGGAUCCCUGGGUAACCAAAUCGGUGUUCUCUCGCAGCUUGCGCCUGGACGAAGCGGAGACGUGACCCGCGUUGCCAUGAGUGCCAUGUUAACAGGCGCUCUGAGCACAUUUAGCAGCGCGAGUAUUGCCGGUCUUCUGGUUACAAACCAAGCGCAGUUCGCUAAUCACAGCACUGCUCAAUGA
Paracoccidioides brasiliensis Pb18 is the source of this 1890-nucleotide messenger RNA. RefSeq lists its product as uncharacterized. Bases 1 to 1890 code for a protein of 629 amino acids. Gene Ontology annotation, biological process: nucleoside transmembrane transport. Gene Ontology annotation, cellular component: membrane. Gene Ontology annotation, molecular function: nucleoside transmembrane transporter activity; symporter activity. The transcript is spliced from 3 exons. The record is from RefSeq and is a predicted model, not a curated record.